Molecule: messenger RNA, 360 nt
Organism: Blastocystis hominis
Lineage: Eukaryota; Bigyra; Opalinata; Blastocystidae
Exons: 4
Coding region: 1-360 (119 amino acids)
Biological process (GO): nucleoside phosphate metabolic process; ribose phosphate metabolic process
Source: RefSeq, a predicted model, not a curated record
AUGUACUCAUAUCGACUGGUUGACAAGGAUGAAAACCCCGAGGACGCUGCACUUCGUGAAUUGCAGGAGGAAACUGGAUUUAUUGGCAAGCUGUCGGAAUGCCAAUUCGAUAUUCCGUACUACUCGGACCCUUGGAAAAGCAAUGAACAGCAACGACUUUUCAUUGUUGAAAUCGACGUGGACGAAAUGGCCAACAAGAGUCCCCAUCAGCAACUGGAAGAAGAUGAGAGCAUCUCAACCGUAAUUGUGCCCAUUUCAAAGCUUAGCGAGUUCAUCCGAUCGGAGGAAUCGAAGGGAAUCAUUGUUUCGACGUCAAUUUUCUUUGUUGCCUCCAUCAUGUCGAACUCCUUUUCUCUGUAA